AUGAGGUCAUGGAUUCACCACCAGGCAAAGACUUUCAACCACUUUUUUAGAGCAAACCCUGACUGGGAAAGGAAUAAAAAAGAAAACUCGCCCCCUAAUUGAAUCCGAUGAACAAAAAGAAAAUGACACCGAGAGGUUUGUUGUGGAUACGUUCAGUUUAAAAGUGGAACGUUAGAGGAAAAGAAACAGUGAACCCGGGUCUUUAUAUUCUGGACUAAUUUGGCCUGUUUUAUAUGGAUUCCAGCAUUGCUUCACCCCUGAUGUUUGCCAGAUAAACUCUGAGUUUCUGUUUCAGUGUUACAGCACUGCACAGAGCUGGGAUUUAGUCAAGCCAAAAGCUGAUCACCAAGCUGGGAGCUAAAGAGAGUAGCUGAGCACCGUUAAGAACUAACAAGCUCCUGGCAGCUACUUUCAACAUUCACUUCACUGACACCACAGAAAUGCUUUGGGAGCGCAAAACCUUCCUCUUCUGUGUUUUGUCGGUCUACAUCACAUCAGUGGUGGUGGCUUCAGAUGAAAGGCAGCAAGAUAAUCACUGUGCUGAUCUCAACAACAUCACAUGGCGGGAAUACCAGCAGCAAAGAGUCAGACUGAACGUCCAGUAUCUGCUGCUGACCAGGAAAAACAUGGACUGUCCACAAGCAUUCAAUGAGACGUCCCUCACCAUGGAGAACUCCUACUUCAACCCCUCGCGUCCUACAAAGGUUAUCAUCCACGGGUACAGGGCCCGGGGGAGUAAGCCCUCCUGGGUGAAGAGGUUAGGCCAGGCGCUUUUAAGAUCUCAAGAUGUGAAUGUGGUGGUGGUGGACUGGGUCCGCAGUGCGUCCUUUGCCUACAACCUGGUGGUAGAGAUCCACAGAGAGGUGGCCAUACAGAUUUCUGUCCUCAUCAAUCAGCUGCAGAAUCAUGGCUGCAGACUCGAAUCCUUCCACUUUAUCGGGGUCAGUCUCGGGGCACAUGUCGCUGGUUUUGUGGGAACUUUGUUCGAAGGGAAAAUAGGAAGAAUCACAGGCCUGGACCCUGCUGGACCCAUGUUUAAAGGAGCGGACACCUAUAGCCGGUUGGACCCUUCUGACGCUCAGUUUGUGGAUGCCAUCCACACAGACUCUGACUAUUUUGGCAUCUCCAUCCCUGUUGGCCAUGUGGACUUCUUUCUGAAUGGAGGGAAGGACCAGAUUGGAUGUGCACGUUCCAGGUUUGACUCAAUGUACAGUUAUGUGAUAUGUGACCACAUGAGGGCGCUGGACGUCUACAUGAGCGCGCUGAACGGCUCGUGCCCGUUAAUGGGGAUCCCGUGCUCCAACUAUGAGGACUUCCUGAAGGGACGCUGUAUGGACUGCGACAACUUCAGAGGGAAAUGUCCAGUAAUAGGUUUAUCAGAAAACAGUGGGAUAUCUAUAUCUCCCAUUCCCAAAGAGCAGAAGCUAUUCCUCCUCACGACUUCUUCACAGCCAUAUUGUGCUCACCACAUCUUGGUGGAGUUGGAAGUUUCUAAACUGGAUAAGAGCGCUGAGAUUGAAGUGACUCUGACAGCUGAAACCCUGGAAACAAAGCAGAUCCUCAGGCUUCAGACAGAUACAACAGUGUACAGGACGGUGAUGGCUCACUCUACCCCCCAGUGUGAAAUCAACUCCAUCAGGCUGACAAACACAGGAGCUCGCUUCUACAGACAGGCAGAGAUCCACGUCAAGUCUGUCUGUGUGACUGAGUUUCCCUCUCUCAGGCGCAAAGAUCCUGUGUGUGUGAACAACAUCAACAUCAGACGGGGAGCUCCGUGGUCCCACGACCUUGUGCAGUUGUGUGACUUCUAAAGAGAAAAAUCUCCUCGACAACAAUUGAAAAGUGCAUAGUGUGCAGCAAUGUGGCCUAUGAAGAUACUAACACAGAGAUGGUUUCACAUUUUUAUACCUUGUUUAAUUUUGAGAAAAUAUCAUUGGAGUUCAACCUCAGGGGGCGGAGCCAAAGACUCACAUUUAAUUCAGAAGAAGCAGCCUUUCCCUGAACUUCUAAGUGACAUAAUGCUGUUCAGGCACUUUUGCUAAUCCUUAGAUUUUCUAACAUCAUGACUAAAACUGGGGGGAAAAAAGGUUAUUUACAUUAUCAGAAUUUCCGGUACAAUAUUAUUAAUAUUAUAAUUAUCUUUCUUUUUUGUCAUUCAGAGUUUGCCUAUACUCACUAAAGCGUUGAAGUGUUUAUGAAACCAAACAGUCUGGUUUCACAUCCUAAUCCCUUGUUUUUUGUUCUUUUAGCAUUAAAUGCAGCAACAAACUCUUAACCAUGUCUUUCUUUUCUCCUGAUUUCAGGGCUAAAAGGAUUUGUCCUUUUGCACUGAGGUGAAUCUGUGUGUACUUUGACUUUUUUGGGGUGGAACAUGAAUCAUUUUGAGCAUUAUCACAGUGCUACAUAGUGCAGUUGGGACAGAUAUGACAGGAAGCUAACAGUCAGAAAAUAAACAACUUAAAUCAUCUGGAGAAAUUUUGGCCCCAUGAAAGAAUGUUUUCUAAAUACUUAGACUUCAUUUUAGUCUCAUCACUCAUCUUUUGAAUUCAAUAACACACAAAUACCGUGAUUCACAUUAUGCCCGUGUAUUAAACACACCAAUGUUUAAAAACAUUUUUAAAAAAUCAGGCUUCUAAUAUAUAUCACCAGAGAACAUGUAAAAGGAUGACUUUGGUAAUCUGAUCACUAAUCUAAACAUGACACAUCAAAACAUUGCAGUGAAAUGGUAGAAGACAACAGAACCAGUUGGCAGGUUUUGUACAUAAAAUGUUCCAGACAGGUCUGAAAAGAUCAAGGAUACAAAGCCAAAUGCUUUCCAGAGCUUGAAGGAAGAUUUGAUUGUAAUGUACAUCUGCCAAUGUUAAGCUGUUUCAUAACUUAAAUCAUGUUUUGUCAAAGCUAUUUAAAAUCAGACCCAGAAAAUGUGCAGCAACCUUCCUACAUUACAUCAACAUUCAUUAAAAUAAUUACUAUUAUUUAUUUGUGAAGCAAAUUUCAAAAGUGAAAUGUAACAUUAAAUCACGUGAAAAUCAAAUCUGAAUAAAAAACAGUUCCAAUCUGAAAUGUAAGCAAAUUUAGUCACAAAAUAUGAAAUGACAUUUUAGACAUUAAAUGUGCUGGUAGGUAACAAAGUGAAGGCUGCCUGUCCUCAGUUCUACAGUGCCAAUCAAUAUGAUAGUGUAAAUAUGAUUUUAUUUGGGGCCUAAUUCAUAGAUGAGGACAUGUUGAUAAAAUAUCAGCAAGAUAGCAUGUCUACUGGAGAGAUGUUUCUCUGAGUCUUUUAAUUUGUUAAACAUUUGAUUUUAUAGUCUACUGUAUUUAAAAUGUUAAAGGCAGAUUUCAGACUCUUGGUAGAGAGGCCAUGAAAGAUCAAAUGCACUGCAUCUGAAGAAAACACCAGCAAAUGGAAAAAUGUAGCAAAAGCACAAAAAACACAAUGGAAGCGCUAAUUAGCAUUAGCAAAACAGAAAAAAAUAAAGUGGACAAACACCGCAAAAGCUUCCCAAAACAACAACAAAAAAUACCCUCACAAAAUACUGUUUUUUGGAAGACAUUAAAGUGACAGAAUAGCUGCGAAAGUGCCAAGCUAACAGUCAACGGCUAAUAGCAAACAUGUCGCUACAGUAUUACAUGAAUCAUGCAAUUAAAACACACAUUACCUGGAUCAUUUUCUCCCUCACAACAGAAAUAAAUUUUUGUUCGCUGAAGAGAUUUACCACUGAAACAUUUUUCAAUGGGGUCAGUAACAUCGCAAGCAAAAUAAUACCAGAAGGCCCAAAUUGAGCUUCACUAGCUUAGCUAUAAUUGCAUUACAUGCUAAUUAGCUUAAAAAUAUUAAUUGCGAAGCAUAAUUUUGGCUGUUCCACAUACACAAUUGACCAUAUGCACCGUGUACUGUGGCCGUAGGAUCACUGCAAAAUUCUACAACAAAAUAACCGGCGUACACUGAACCUGACUUCUGCUGAUAUAUGGCUAAUAGCAAACAUGUAUCUACAGUACUGUAUGAAGCAUGCGUUUAAAAACCCAUUACCUUCCAACUUUUCUCCCUCACAACACAAAUAAAUUUUCCGCUUCUUUUAAACGAGUCUCAGUGCAAUCCUUCAUGUUUAGGUUUCUGUCACUUUCACAAAUUAUUGUCUCCCAAAAAACACUUAUGUUGUGAGAUUUUGUUUUUUUCUACUUUAAUAUCUGUUGAGUUUUAUUCACUUCCUUCACGUUUUAUUCAACUUUUGUGGGGGGGUUCUAUGCUUUUUGCAGCAUUUUUGUAUUUGCCAGUGUUGUCUUAGGUUGUAGGUCAUUUACGCUCUCAGGGUCACUGUAUUUUGGGAUAUUUUGUCAGCAUGGCCUAAAGGCCUAAAGACUAAAUGGUAACAAGGAAAAUGUUAACACUCCUAAAUAAUAUGUCAAACUGUUAAAAGAUGUCAGUAAGGUUUGUUGUAUGACUUAAAUUUUAAUUCAAAUAGUUA
This is a messenger RNA of Pelmatolapia mariae (spotted tilapia), 4466 nucleotides long. It is a transcript of the gene pla1a, whose product is annotated as phospholipase A1 member A. Gene Ontology annotation, molecular function: lipoprotein lipase activity. The transcript has 11 exons. The record is from RefSeq and is a predicted model, not a curated record. Bases 441 to 1811 code for a protein of 456 amino acids. Gene Ontology annotation, biological process: fatty acid biosynthetic process; triglyceride catabolic process. NCBI's taxonomy places the organism in Eukaryota, Metazoa, Chordata, Actinopteri, Cichliformes, Cichlidae.